Messenger RNA from Armigeres subalbatus, 2535 nucleotides. RefSeq names its product regulator of gene activity (gene Rga). Gene Ontology annotation, biological process: regulation of DNA-templated transcription; regulation of stem cell population maintenance; nuclear-transcribed mRNA poly(A) tail shortening. The record is from RefSeq and is a predicted model, not a curated record. Lineage: Eukaryota; Metazoa; Arthropoda; Insecta; Diptera; Culicidae. Gene Ontology annotation, cellular component: CCR4-NOT core complex; P-body. The transcript is spliced from 8 exons. Bases 802 to 2448 code for a protein of 548 amino acids.
GGCAGCUCAGGCACUUCCAAUAUGUCAGCCAUUGUUUGAGAUUGAACAUCCAAUUUGCAAGUGCGGAUUGUUCGGUAAUUUUCGGUUCAUUUUUCACGUUUUUCCGGUGUAAGGCUUGGUCCAUUCGGUGUGGCAGUGUUUCAGCGUGAUAACUACGGUAAAAACGGAUGACUUCCGGUCUCCGUAUUUUUUGGUGGUGUGUUCCCUUGAGAAGUGCAGUGCAGAAGAGAUAGAAAUAAGAGAAGCUCUGGAAGUAACCCGAAGAAAGUAGUGCACAAGUGAGCGGCCAUCACCAACACGAGCGCGAGCGCCUCCGAUGUUAAACCUGAAAAUUUGAUCAGCAGAAAAAGGCAGAGCCAGAAAGAAGAAGUUGUGUGAUCUUAUGAUCAAUUUAUAGUUGGGUUUGAGUGAGGAGUGGAAGAAAAGUGUUUGCGAAAACAAAGAGAAGCAAGAGUGUGGGCCCGUUUAAGGGAAGGUGAAUCAGUGGGAAGACAAGUGUCCGGAUUAUGAUUGUUUGGUCGUGAUAUCGAAUUUGUUCAACCAGGCAUAGAGAAGAUAGUGUGUGAGAGAGAAAAAGCGGAUAAGUUGUUGCAGGAACGGACGCGUUUUGGAUCGAUCCACUUCAACAAUAAACACAGCCGAUCUCCAUUGCUGCCGCAAGCGCAAAUCAACGUCGCCAGUCAACGCUGCGAGCAGAUCACCAACGAACCGUGUAGUCCGGUUUGAGUUGGUUGUUUUUCAUCUAUUAUAGAGGAUCCUAAGGAUACAGUUUUUAUGAAUCAUUUCCCAUUAAGUUAGGUUAUGGCAAACUUGAAUUUCCAACAGCCUCCUAGAAGUAUACCAAGUAGUGCAUCGUUGAGUGGGAGAGGAGGUACUGCGGGUGGUUUCGGUAAUAGCUCAUUAUCGGGCCAUGUCACACCAACGUCUGGUAUGUUUCCAACUGCAGCCACGGGAGCAGGAAGCUUCGGAGCAAGUCAAACACCUCACUCGCAACAGCAACAGCAGCAGGGGCAGCAGCCGGUGGGUCAGGGUGGCCAGAGUCAACCCCCGCAACUGUCACCGGGCACCGUGGGUUCGAGAAACGGUGGAAGUGGCACAGCUUCGACCGGUGGUUCCAGCAGUGGCGGAAGUGGCGUGGUUGGAGGAAGUAGUACGAACCCUGCGACCUCUAGCGCUAGCACCAACGGUUCCCAGCAGCAGUCCCAGCAGCUUUCCUCCUCGAACUCGUCCGCAUCCAGUGGGGCGAACGCGAGGAGUAACCUUUUCGGAGGACAACGAGGCUUCGCGGAUCGGAGGGCAAUGCCGGGACUCAGUGGAACGACAAUGUCUAACAUGGUCUCGUUCAUUCAGUCACGAGGAUAUGGAUCUCAGAGCGGGAAUAGCAUCAACAAUUUCCAUAGCGUGUUCGACAACGGUACGGCGGAUACGGGAACUCCCCCACUGCUGGACCUGUCCGAGUUUCCAUCGCUCACGAACGCGCGGGGUGGCCAGAACGAUCAAUCGUUACCGCAGUCGAACGCACUGCAGCCUCCCGGAAGUAAACCGUAUGUUGGUAUGGUAAAGCAGCCAACGUCAGAGCAGACGGAGUUCACGAUGUCGAGCGAAGACUUCCCGGCCCUGCCUGGCACGCAGAACGCGGAAAGUGGUCAGCUGGCAGCGAGUCAAGGUCUGCAAGGCGUCCACCAUCAUCAUCAUCAUUCAGAUCAUCAUGGUGCCGAUAGUCUAAGUAAGACGGGUGGUCCGAUCGGUGGUGCUGCCGGUAUGGGGAUGGACUUGCAGAAUGAUGCUAGUAGUUCCACCGUGAACAUGGACAAGGGAGCUAUGAAACGAGGCGUACAAACAUCACCCAAUGGAAUGGUAACGAAUAUUCCUGCUAGUAUGGUCAAUAACCAAUUUGGUAUGGUUGGUCUUUUGACGUUCAUCCGCGCCGCCGAAUCCGAUCCAAACCUGGUAACGCUGGCGAUGGGCCAGGACCUGACGUCCCUCGGACUGAACCUGACUUCGAUCGAAAACCUGUAUCCUAGUUUCGGCGGCCCUUUUGCCGACUCUCCGGCAAGGCCCCAAGAUAUCGACUACAACGUACCACCAGAGUAUUUGAUCAACGUGGCAAUAAGGGAAAAGCUGUCGAAGGUGACGUUGCAGAAAUAUAAGGAUGAUCUAUUAUUUUAUUUAUUCUACACGAAUGUUGGUGAUUUGAUGCAGAUUGCUGCCGCUGCGGAGCUGCAUAGUAGAGAUUGGCGAUAUCAUACGGAGGAGAAGGUGUGGAUCACUCGUGUGCCGGGCAUGACACCGUACGAAAAAAAUGGCACAACGGAACGUGGCACGUAUUACUACUUCGAUGCGCAAAAUUGGCGACGAGUGCCAAAAGAAUUUCAAGUCGAUACAGUGAAGUUUGAUAAAUGUCCAAAUCCAAGUGCUUACGCUGCGAUGAGCGGACAGUCUGUAUAAUAUUUAUUAAUUUGUAAUGAAAAGAAAAAAUGCAGAAAACAAGAAGAAGAUGAGAGGAAAAAAUUAAAAUUUUCUGAUUCAGUAUAA